Lycium barbarum (goji berry) is the source of this 1225-nucleotide messenger RNA. Its product is annotated as ferritin-like catalase Nec2. Bases 66 to 1019 code for a protein of 317 amino acids. The transcript has 3 exons. The record is from RefSeq and is a predicted model, not a curated record. NCBI's taxonomy places the organism in Eukaryota, Viridiplantae, Streptophyta, Magnoliopsida, Solanales, Solanaceae.
UUUACCUAUAAAAUCCUCUCUUAAUCUUCCUUACAACUUAAUUAACCAACCAAAAAAAUCUGAAAAUGCCUAUAAUAUCAAUUACUUCACCUUCCUAUAUUUUAAUAUUCAUGAUUUUGAUGUCUAGCAAGCUGAUCAGCAUCUCCCUUUCUCAAGAUUUUCAUUGUCCAACAGGGAUUCCAAAGUACUCAGUACCAGUGUUCAAAGAAGACAUUGACUUGAUGCAAUUCUCUGAGAAUUUAGAGUUCUUAGAAGCUGAAUACUUCUUGUGGGCUACACAUGGUUAUGGUCUUGAUAUAGUAGCACCAGAAUUAGUCAUAGGUGGGCCUCCCCCAAUUGGUGUCCACAAAGCUAAUCUUGAUCCUUUUACAAAGGACAUCAUCACUGAGUUUGCCUUGCAAGAAGUUGGCCAUCUCAGGGCACUUAAAUCGAAAGUAGGUGGUUUUCCAAGACCUUUGAUGGAUCUAAGUGCUAAAAACUUCGCAAAGCUAUUUGAUGAAGCAUUUGGUUACAAAUUGGAACCCCCAUUUGAUCCUUAUAGAGAUAGCCUCAAUUUCGUGCUGUCUUGCUAUGCACUGCCAUAUACUGCAUUGGUCGGUUAUGUUGGUACAAAUCCCCUCAUCAAAGGCUAUGAAACAAAAAGACUUUUGGCAGGACUAUUAGGAGCUGAAUCAGGGCAAGAUGCAAUGAUCAGAAUGUACCUUUACCAGAGAGCUUCAAAAGUAGUAUACCCGUACAAACACACAGUAGCUGAGUUCACAAUCCACAUCUCCAAUUUAAGAAACCGUUUGGCAAUGUGCGGGACUAAAGACGAAGGUUUGUUCGUGCCAUGGCAACUUGGUGCCGAGAAUCGUACAGCAACUAACAUAUUAUCAGCCGAUGUCAAUUCGCUCUCCCAAUGGCGGACUCCAGCAGAGAUUCUAAGGAUUGUGUAUAACACUGGCAAUGAGCAUGUUCGUGGUGGAUUUUUUCCUCAUGGUGCUAAUGGCAGCAUUGCUAGGAGAUUGUUAAAACUAUAGUAACAGAAAAAUGCUCCAGAAAGACAAACUAUCGCUUGUAAUUGUGAAACAGAGUAACUAAGUUCGGAAAAAUAAUACAUGCAUAAUGCAUUUGUUAGUUGUAACAUAAAAAUAACAUCACAAAUGUAUGAUUCGAGCUUUUUUCUCAGCAGUCAUCCUAAUUCCUAAGUACAUCUCAAGUGAAUGUUGUUAUCGCUAUAUCUAGG